Molecule: messenger RNA, 3780 nt
Organism: Schistosoma rodhaini
Lineage: Eukaryota; Metazoa; Platyhelminthes; Trematoda; Strigeidida; Schistosomatidae
Source: the annotation of a GenBank genome assembly
AUGCAGAGGGGUUCUCUAAAUUCUGGGGAACAGCAAUCUUCUGCUGAAUUUUUCACACAUGAUGGUAUUUUUUCACUCGAUUCAGCCCAGUGGUUCAGAGUAGUGAAUUCCUUGACGAAUUUGCAAGUUUGCAACAACUACCUGGUUGGUGCUACUUCAAAAAAUACCUUAAUAAGAACACCCACUGUUCCUCCUUACAAUAUAUCUGAAAUUGAAAUUAGUCGCCUUUCAGAUGACCGAGUUCAUAAUAUUUUUCUGGAUCCUAUGGGCUGGCAUACUGUAAUAAGUAUGCAGUCUGGCACAAAUUUUUAUAUCAAUAAAGGUAUGAAAAAGGUUCGCCCACUUAACAAAACAAAAGAUCAUUUGUUUGACUCUAUAGCUUGGAAUCAUCAUAAUGUAAAUGAAUUAUCUACACAAGAAAUUUUAAUCGGUACAAAUGAUGGACUGAUUUUUGAAACAAUGCUUAUGUUUAACGAGGAUAGCUUUUUUAGUUCAGGAACUAUUGAACAGUAUUGGAUCCAGAUGAUUAAUUUAGGACAUAGUGUAACAGGUGUAGAAGUGAUUCGCUUUCCUACUGGUUCACCUAAUGUACUAGUUGGUGAACCGCAACGAUGUGUAGUCUUUGCUACAACACCUUGUCGUAUGUAUCAAUUUGCUGGAUGGAUAAAUACUAACAGUUCAACAACUGGUUCAAUUUUAUCUCAUCUAGCAGCAAAUACUGCUACAACUGGUAUAUCCAAUGCAAUAAAUGCUUAUACUGGUGGUCAUAGGUCUAGUUUAGUGAAUGAAUAUAAUCAACAACAAUCUGUUGGAAUACAAAAUACAACUAUAUUUCCCAUUAUCACUGGACUAUUCUCUAGUGUAUUUAACUCAGAUGAGAAACUACCUGUUGGUUCCAAAGUUACUGAAUUUCCCGGAAGUUUUGGAUAUAGUGAUUUAAAACUGUACCGUAAUGUAAAAGAUGAACUUCCUAGUAAAUUUGCCUGGAUGACAGGUCCAGGUGUUUACUUCGGUUACAUAAGAACAGAACAAUUAAGUAUGCCUCCAUUUACAAAACUUUCAACAAAUGAUCAACCAAUUGAUGUAAAAUCAUUUCCAAGUGAAGCUGUUUCCACUCUACCCACUACCACGGAUAAUACAGAUGAUCCAAAUCAACUAAAAGAUAUAUUCUCUGGUCGUGGUGUUAAUUUGACGCGAUAUACAAAACUUAUUCCGUAUCCAAUUAUUCAUAUGCUUGAACGACCUGGUGUACCAUUAGGCAUUUGUUUGACAGAAUUUCAUCUUAUCAUUGUUUAUGUAGAUCGCAUUAAAGCUGUGAAUACUUUAGAUGGUCGAGCAGUUUAUUCAAUGCCGUUAAAUAAUAUCAUUGGUUGUGAACGAGCUUUAGGUAUAUCACGUGAUUCAUUGUCUAAUCGUAUUUGGAUAUUCAGUAAUAAUCAUUUAGCUCGAUUAAAUAUGAAGAAUGAAUUAUGUAGAAUAUGGCAAAUCUAUUUGGAUCGACUACAGUUUGAUGAAGCGCGUCAAUUUUGUCAGGAUCCUAGUCAAAUGGAUACCAUUAAUAUACGUGAAGCGGAAUAUAAUUUUGAUAAUGGAAAUUAUGAACUUGCAGCUAAAUUGUUUGCUCGUAGUUCUAUACCAUUUGAACAAAUUGCAUUACGUUUUUUUCGUUUAUCCUCAUUAUCAUCAUCAUCAACAACAUAUACAAUAGAUUUUCCAUCAACUAUUAUACCAUCUACAUUAAUUCAACAAGGUUAUGAAAUUAACGAUGAUCAUGAUAUUAUGGAAGCAUUGAUUAGUCAAUCACAAUAUCAAACUAAUGAAAAACUAACAUGUAUCAUUAAUUCAUCUAUAAAACAAUAUAAAUCAUUAAUAACAUCAAUUCAUUCAUACAAUAAUAUUAGUAGUAGUAUUAUAAGUAGUACAUUAACACCAUUAAAAAUAUUUUUAUCAUCAAAAUUGAAUUAUUUAAUAGAACAAAAGAAUCAAUUGUUAAAUCAUACAAAUAAAUUAUCAUUAGUAAAUAUAUCAGGUCAAAUUAUUUUAUUAGCAAUAUGGUUAAUAGAAUUAUUAUUAACUGAAUUAAAUAUAAUAAAUGAUCGUCUUAAAAUGAUCACAAAACAGGAUUAUAAUGUAAUGGAUGAAAUUGUUAAUGAUGAUGAUGAUGAUAGAACUGUUGUCAUUAACAAUGAUAAUAAUGAUGAUGGUCAUGAUCAUGAUAAUGUUAAAUUAAUAUUACAAAAUCGUCUAGCUUCUGUACGACGUGAAUUUCGUACAAUCUUAGCAUUGCCUGAAGUAUUGAAUUUUUUACCUGAAGCAAAAUCGUUGAUAUACGAUCUAUUAGAAAAUCAUGGUGAAAAUGAUGAACUUGUUUAUUUUAUGGAAUUAAUGAAAGAUUAUCCUCGUUUAGUGGAUCAUUAUAUGCGUCAAUGUAUGUAUAGUGAUGCUUUAAAAAUAUUAGCCACCUAUCCAAAUUGUUUAGAUCGAUUAUAUGAUCAUGCAUCGUGUUUAUCUAGUAAAUGUCCAGAGGAAUUUGUCAAUGUAUGUCUUCGUUUAAACAAUAAAUUGGAUAGUAAUCGACUUCUACCGUCAAUUAUGUUGUUACCAAAUAAUCAAGCAAUACAUUACCUAGAAGAUACGAUUGAAAAAUAUACUAAUGAUAUAUCAAAUCAAGCUAUACAUCAUAUGCUUAUAUCAUUAUAUGCUAAUGAAUAUCAUUUAAAUCAUAAUGAUGAUAGAUUAAUGAAAUAUUUAGAAAAAGUUAGUAUACAAGCAAUUCAUAUAAAACGAUUAAAACAACAACAUCAACAGAAUAUUGUCGAUGAUGGAGAUCUAUUCAACGAUUAUCAAUUAUUGAAUAUGGAUCUAAAUGAAUUAUCAUUAUUUGAACAUGAUCAUGAUAUAAUGAAUAAUUAUCCUAAAAGUAAUGAAAUGAAUAAAUUGAAAUGUUUAACAGAUCAAUCUAAAGAACAAAAUAUUCAAUCAUUGUUACCUUAUGAUCCUGGUUAUGUUCUUCGUUUAUGCAAAGAAGUUGAUCAUUUAAAAGGUGUACUUUAUAUGCUACAAUUAUUGGAUAUGCAUCAAGAAGCUUUACAAUUAGCCAUUGAAUUGAAUGAUAUACCAUGCGCUAAAGAAAUUGCUCAAAGUGAAUUCUUGAAUUCUAUUGUACGUCGUCAAUUAUGGAUCCAAUUAGCCCAGCAUAUUAUUAGUACUGAUGGAGGUAUGCAAGAGGCUAUCAAUUUAUUAAGAGAUUGCCCUCUAUUGAAAUUAGAAGAUAUUCUUCCAUAUUUCCACCAAUUUGUUACUAUUGAUCAGUUUAAAGACGUGAUCUGUACAUCAUUGGAUUCGUAUAAUGAACGAAUUGAUAAUGUGAAAAAUGAAAUACAAAGUACAAUGAAAACUAUUGAUGAAUUACGUACACAAUCGAAUAAUCUACGAUAUAGAUAUGAAAUUAUAGAGAAUGAUUCACGUUGUAGUCAUUGCAAUCAUCUUUUAACUCUACGUGCAUUUUAUGUUUUUCCAUGUGGUCAUAACUUUCAUAUAAGUUGUCUCACUGAAUUGGUGAAACCGUAUUUAUCAGCAGAGGAAAAUUCAAAAUUGUCAAAAGCUUUGGAAUCUCAAAAUCUUAGAAAUAAUUCAUCUAUAAGUAACUUUGAAGAUAUUUUCGAUGAAAUCAUUGCUAAUGAUUGUGUUCUAUGCGGUCAUAUAGCUAUUGAAAAUUUAUCUAAAUUAUAUUAUGAAAAUCAAGUAGAUUAUGAAAAUGAACUAUCAAUUUGGCAAUAG